Malurus melanocephalus (red-backed fairy wren) is the source of this 3571-nucleotide messenger RNA. It is a transcript of the gene RALB, whose product is annotated as RAS like proto-oncogene B. NCBI's taxonomy places the organism in Eukaryota, Metazoa, Chordata, Aves, Passeriformes, Maluridae. The record is from RefSeq and is a predicted model, not a curated record. Gene Ontology annotation, biological process: Ras protein signal transduction. Gene Ontology annotation, cellular component: plasma membrane. The transcript has 5 exons. The coding region runs from base 203 to 823 and encodes 206 amino acids. Gene Ontology annotation, molecular function: GDP binding; GTPase activity; GTP binding.
GGCGAAGGCGGAAGUGCGCGGCGGGGGCGCGCGGGCGGCGGCGGUGCCCCCUCAAUGAGAGCCGGGGCGMGGCGGCAGCGGGAGCAGCGGGGCCGGGGGGCACAGCCGAGACGGGAGCCGGGCUGGAGCCGCCGCGCAAAGCCGGGCCUUAGCCCCGAGAUCUAAUUGGUUGCCUGGCACUUUGUCUGCAGCAAGCAGGACGAUGGCUGCCAGCAAGAGCAAGAACCAGAGUUCCUUGGCCCUCCAUAAAGUGAUUAUGGUUGGCAGUGGAGGUGUGGGCAAAUCUGCACUYACACUUCAGUUUAUGUAUGAUGAGUUUGUAGAAGACUAUGAACCUACCAAGGCUGACAGCUACAGAAAGAAAGUAGUUCUGGAUGGUGAAGAAGUUCAGAUAGAUAUUCUGGACACAGCRGGACAGGAGGAUUAUGCAGCUAUCAGAGAUAACUAUUUCCGCAGUGGGGAAGGGUUUCUUCUYGUCUUUUCAAUAACAGAGCAUGAAUCCUUCACAGCAACAGCAGAGUUUCGGGAGCAGAUCCUGCGUGUGAAGGCUGAAGAGGAUAAAAUCCCUUUACUGGUAGUGGGAAAUAAAUCUGACCUGGAGGAGCGCAGACAAGUGCCUGUAGAAGAGGCUCGAAGUAAGGCAGAAGAAUGGGGGGUGCAGUACGUAGAAACCUCUGCCAAAACUAGAGCGAAUGUAGAUAAGGUAUUCUUUGAUUUAAUGAGAGAAAUAAGAGCAAAGAAAAUGUCAGAAAACAAAGACAAGAAUGGCAAGAAAAGCGGCAAGAACAAGAAAAGCUUUAAAGAAAGAUGUUGCUUACUGUGAUGCUUUGGAACUGUAAAUAUCUAUCUACAGGUGGCAUGGAUAAAAUACCACUAAGGAUAUAGGGCUGGAUUCAUGAAAGGAAGUCUGUAUUGACUCCUUUAUCUUUUGCUUUGCAUAUCACACCUUCAAAAUGUGAAAACAGAACUUUGCAACCAUUUUCAAUAUCCAACAAAACCUUUGCCUACUUAAACUGAAAUAGGCUUCAUCUUCCAACUUUCCAAACUAGAAACAGUUUCAGAACUACAAUCCUUCUGCUUGGUUACACAAUGUACUUUUGUAUUAACUUCCUUCUAAUGUUUCUCUGUGUUUCUCUUGAACCUCUACUGGCCUUAACAAGCACAGCUGUUCAGGUUCAAACACUUYUUCCCGCUGUUGCUGCCCUCCUUGAUGGUGCAAACUUCAGAAAGGCUAGAUGACACCUGGUAAAGGGUUUGAGUCUCCAUCUUCUCUUAGUUGUCACUGGUAUUUCUUACACUUGAAAUCUGCUGACUUCCUCCCCACACUCCAUGUAAGAAAUAGCAACUGACAGUUGAGAGCCAACUCAAAACAACUUUCUUCUGUUUAGUCAAUACAGCAUUCAUGAAUCAAGCCUAUGGACUCAAUUCAGACUCAUUUAGGCAAUGCAAAAACUGAUAUUUAAAUACAGGCUAGAUGCAUUCCCUUCUGGGGUCUGUCUUCUCAUCCUUAAAUUAGUGGUAUGGGGUGAGAAAAUGACUGUAAACCUUUCUUCAAAAGGAAUAGUAUUAUCACCAUCUCCCUGAAAUGCUGUCCUAGGUUUCUUCCAUGUAUUGUCUCCACUCAGUUACACUCUACAUCUAUCAUCUUUCCCUUCUCUUGUACUGGAGUGGAAAUAGGUGUUGAUUUAAUCAGUUAUGUUUAUAUUGGAACACUUGUGAUGAUAAUGUUGGAAAGUGAGAACAUCUGCAUCUGUCUCUUGUCUUGUUGAAGAUGAAAAUGUUGAAUAAGGGUGGGUCCCAUCACACAAUCAUGACUUGGAAUAGGUGAGGCAUAUAUGCUACCUCUCAAUGAUUACUUGGCUAGUGAGCUGUAUGGUGUCAAAAAGCAAAUGAAGUUAAGCAGUUGCCCCAUCUAUUACUCACUGUUAAUUUAAUAUGUACUGUUUCUGAUGCACAGCAACCUAGCACGUGGUGAGUUUUGCUGUCAGUUAUGCAAUGGUGGUCAUGUAGUGUUCAACAAAAACAGUCCAGAAGUGGAAAAGUCAGUGCUUAGCAGGUUCUGUUGUCAGCUGACUGAAAUGAACUUUCUGAUGCAGUUUAAAUUAAGUGCAGUUGCCAAAAGUCACUUCUGUCACUGUGGAAAAGAACUCUUCCCUGGUUGUGGAGUCUGUCAAUGAAUUAUGGCUAUCUUCUGCCUUGAAGGAGUAGAGAAACUUGAAGAGUGACUGUAUCUUGCUUGUAACUGGAUGCUUAAAACACACUUGCUUGGUGAAAGUAAUCUAAGUGGUUGUUCAAUGAAAGCUCACUGCAGCACUAAAUUAACAAAUAGUGUUUCUUCCUGAGAUGAAGGAGUAGUGAAUACUGUUCAGUACUUAGUGUUGUAAUUUGAGGUUGAAAAAUAUUUUUUAACAUGUACUAGACUGCUUUUGUGCAUUCCAUCUCUGAACAUUGAAAAAAGAUGUGAUCUAUAUCAGAUCCUCUGUUGGCCUGAGGUUUCACAGGGACUUACCACGAACCAUUGUCUUCCAUAACUAGUUCAUCUUGUCAGGCAACUCAUUGGAUUGGGGAAACUGUACUAAAUAAAAGGUGCUGUAAUCUUCAUUCUUGUCAAAUUAAAUUCCUUCUUUGUUACUGUUCUGGGCAGAAAGAAUGGUUAACUAGUUCUGGAAAUGCUUCUCUGUUUACAGUAUAAUUAAUGGUGAUGUUGGCUUUGUAAUACCAAUACUGUUUURAAGCAGAAGCUGGAAGCCUGCUGGCUUACAGAACUUGUCACWUGAGCUGUGUCACCUGUGUUUAAAGCCUGAGCACCAAAUAGGACACUGGGAGCUGUAAUACUUCCAACAAAGUUUCCUCUUGAACUUGUGUGGAUGGAAGUCCAUUUCUGCAUGUAUAUUGUGCAUAUAUCAAAUUCAUGUCUCCUUCUGGAGGAAGACAGCUCACUUAGGUUUGGUUUUAGUUGAGACUUAACCUUUAAGUCCUUAAUUAACCUAAAGGAUAAACAGCAGUUGAGUUCACAUUACAAGCUUAUCUAGGUCAAGCCCCUCUGAGGCGGGCUGUAAAAUGUGUCUAACAAAACUGAAUAAACUGUCCUUUCUGUAUGAAUAAUGAAUUCAGCAAAGCUCACAAAGAGCAGCUCAGCUGUAAUGGCUCAAGAUGCCUUGACCUUUGAUCUCUGCUCUUAGAGUACCUGACAGUAUUUGAUAGGACAGAUGAAUUUCUUCUCAGAACAGCGAGUCUCCCACUGGCGUUCUUACAGUCCACGUACUGUUUUCACUCAGGUUUUGUUUUUUCCAACUGAUAAAGCUAUGCCACUGAGGUGAACUUACUUGGGAGAAGGUGCUUGCUGCUUCAUGGCUUGAUGUUGCAUCUCUUCAGUGUUCUGUGCUUGUCACCUGCUCCAGAAAGACCAGGCCUGGAGACUAAAUGCAGCAGCUUUUCAGUAUUCCUUUUCUGUACUUGUGAAAAACUCAGUUUAACUUGCCAGUUACAGCUGAAAACACAAUAAACAAAGCAGCUACCUUGCCUAUGUUGGAACAGUGAGCAACCAGCAUUCUGACUGGUACCAGGAAGG